Messenger RNA from Nicotiana attenuata, 870 nucleotides. Its product is annotated as auxin-responsive protein SAUR68-like. The coding region runs from base 185 to 718 and encodes 177 amino acids. The record is from RefSeq and is a predicted model, not a curated record. The transcript has a single exon. Gene Ontology annotation, biological process: response to auxin. NCBI's taxonomy places the organism in Eukaryota, Viridiplantae, Streptophyta, Magnoliopsida, Solanales, Solanaceae.
GGGAAGAAAUGCAUUAACUUCUUUUCUUCAAUUGCAGAACUAGACAACCAGCCAUAUCCACAAUUCAUUAGGUCCCAUAUUCAACAGCAGCACAUGAUUCUGCCGUGCCUACCUAACUCAGGUUGACAACGUUAGCUACAAUUCAAAUUCAUUCUCUAGCCUCAACUAUAAAUGAACUGCUUCCAUGAGCCAUUUUGAUCAUCAAGCAGAUAGCAAUUACUCAAACCAUUUGAAAAGUAACCAACCUAUUUUUACUUUCCUAUCUUCCAAAGAAAUCAAUAUGGUCAGUAUUAAGAAACUGAUAAAAAUGGCAAGGAGAUGGCAGAAGUUUGCAGCUAAGCAAAGGAAGAGGAUUUCUUUACCAAGAUCAAGUUACAAUGAUGCAGAAAGCUGUAGCACAUCAUCUUCUAUAGUUGGCAAAGGGCAUUUUGUGGUGUAUACAACUGAUCAGAAGCGAUUUGUGGUUCCUUUGGCUUAUCUUAAACACGAGAUAAUCAGAGAACUAUUGCACAUGUCUGAAGAAGAGUUUGGACUUCCAAGUGAUGGCCCUAUCACUUUACCAUGUGAUGCCUUAUUCUUGAAUUACAUCAUAUCACUCAUCAGAAGAGGUGUAACUGUAGAUCCUCAGAAUGCUUUGCUUGUAUCAGUCGCUUCCACUCGAUGCUCAUCAGCUUCAUACCUUCAAGAACCAAGUCACCGGCAACUCCUAGUUUGUUGAGCUAACUUCAAUAUGUUUUGUAAUUUAUACAUGAUACUCAACAAGUUUACAUAAUGUUAGCAUCUAAUUGUCAUGAAAACUCCAUAUUCUUAUCCAAACUGUUUUAUUCUUUAUAAAUUGGGAAAAUCUAAUUGCAUAUUCGUUGCUCUUUA